AUGUUCAAGAAAGGAUCGAGCCUCGGGGAGCUGUUCGGGAUCAAGCAGCAACAAGGACAACAACAACAACAACAACAACAACAACAACAGAAUUCUUCGAACGCAAAUUCGAGACAACAACAACGCAACUCAUCUUCGACAACGCCGAUUGCGAACAAUAACAACGUCGUCCCGUCGUCGAUUCAAGAUCUGGGGAAAGUCUACGACCGAGCGAAAGAUUUACUGGAGAAAACCAGACAGAGAAACCAACUCGGGUUCGAGGAGAAUAACCCGGAUAUCGAGAAGAGGCAAUUUGCGCGUCUGAAUGAAAUUCGAAGGCUAACGAAUGCGAUGAAAACGAGCGUUCAUACGACUCAAGGCAACACAAUGUUUGAAGAUGUGAACGAAAAAAUGGCGUGGGAACAACAGGUGAAAUACUUUGAGGAGGAUUUAGAGAGCGCGGUGGAAGUGGCGAUGAGAGUGAGUGGUGGUGCGACGAUGCCGAACGCGUCGCCGAUGUUUGCCGGGAUGAACGUAGUGGCGUCCAACGCGCCAGAGGAGUUUGCUUUUUCACCGCCGGUGAACGACUUGAGAACGCCACCACCGGUAGCUACGACGGCUCCGCCGGUGAUGGUGGAUUUGUUCGCCGGGUUGAACGUGACGCCAACGCCUGCCGCCGCCGAGGCUUCUCCUCUACCACCUGCUCCUCAUCCCGAAAAAGAAGAAGAAAAAGUGGCAGAAGAGAAACGAGAGAUUGAUUUUGAAGGAAUGAUGCCAUCAGUUCAAACUUCAGCGAUGGAGGUGACAACGACAACAACAAACAUAAAAACAACAGUAGAAGACAGCGAUAGAAAUAAGAUAGCUCAUGAUGAUGAUGAUGAUAGAAACAAAACUAGCUCUUCUAUUGGAUUUGGAUUACAACAAGAAGCUUUACCUUUGGACGAAGAUGCUUUCGGUGAUUUCCGAGAUGCGUCGUCUGCUGCGGACGUGCCUCCGUUGCCGACUUCUGCGGUUGUAGAGCCAUCUGUUCAACCGCUAGAUGAUGAGGAUGAAGAUGGAUUUUUUCCGAGAGAAGAGGAAGCGGUAGAAAUACCAUCUAUGGAGGAACUUCAACAACAGGGAGGAUUGACGAGUGGAUUAGACGACGCAUUAGAUGAAAGCGACGAUUUUCUAGAAGAUUACGCGAGCGCCACGCUGAUGCACGAAGCUGUUAUUUCUCCACCCGCCGUAGUAGAAACUCAUCCGAUAAAUCCGCCGAUAAACAAAGCAUCGGCUUCGGCGAAUACUACAAUGUUACGCAUCCCUUCGUUUACAAACGAGGAUGUGCCGAUCGGGAACUCGCCCGGCGCUAAAAGAUUUCAACAGAAGACGAAGUUUGCACGAGAAACUAAAGUAUCAGCAGAAGCACUAGCGAAAGGAGAAGAAGAAGGAGAAGAAAAGACAAAAGUUAAUAGCGUAGAAGCAAUAGCAAACGCGGUGGAAUCAGAACGAGUCGUGAGUGAUAUCGUUGAAAAGGGUCAUUUUCCUGGGAGUAGGAGUCUGGACGAAAGUCCCAAAGUGAGCACUCCAGUGCUUUCACCCGCACAUAGCUACGGUGGCGGUGGUGGUGGUGGUAGUGGUGGCGACAGUGGCUCUUUGCAAACAAGAGAAUCUACGUCCGAACCGUUUACGCCGGUGUAUUCGCGCGUCACGACUCCAACCUUAGAACUUUCCCCAGACGCGAUGAUACCAAUAAGUCCUGGGUCGCCGAUGAUCUUCAAUUCGCAAGACCAAGAUUUUAUUUUGCAAAACUUUGGGAUACAAAGAGUCGCUUUAGAUUUGGAAGUCGCGAAUGAGGUCGACAAAGUUGUAGAAGCGGCAGAAUCGUACGUGCGCAUGCGUCGCCUGUCGUGGGAAAAUGCGCAGCGAUUGAAAAUGGAAGCGAGCAACAAAAGAUUGUCUUCGGCGACGAAUGCUACCCAACAUCUCAAGCGCAAAUCCGAAUUGCAAAAACAACAAGACGACGCCAUACGAAACGAUGAUUUCGAGCUUGCAGCAGAUGUCGAGGAGAAGUUGAAUUCACUUUCAAAACAGAUUAAAGAUACAGAAGACGCGCUGAAUGCGGCAGAGUUACAGCACGCCGAGCGCGUGCGCGCCUCUUUAAGCGCGCUGAACGAAUGGGCACACGCCGAGAUUGAAGCGUCCAACAACAUAGAUAAAUUCGUUUCGGAUAAAGAAGAGAAGUGGGCUCGAGAGAAAGAAGAAGAAGAAGAAGCGAGAAAAAAAGUCGCAGCUGCGGAAGCUGCAGCAGCAGCGUCUUCAAACAACACUUCGUCGGAGCACGAACGUCUCGUUCUACGCGCGACUGAAACUGAAGACGCGCUGAAACUCGCAGUCGAGAAAAGCCGUGAGAAUGAAGCAAAGACGAGUGAAAUCGAGGACGAGAGGAAAGCAAUGGAAACAAAAGUGAAUGAACUUAAAGAAGCGUUGCAAAUUGCAGAAAAUGAGCUGGAACAUCUUGCAAACAAAGCCGCUUUGGAAUCCGCGAACGCUGAAAAAGCGAAUCGAUUAGUAAGUUCGUGUAGAGAAACGCACGAAACGAGCAAAGCCGCGUUGGAGUCGUACAAUGAAAAAGUUCGAGAAGAAGAGCGCAAAGAAGCACACAAGCAGCAAAUGCAAGGCGGCACAUCUUCCGAAACUGAGGAGCUCAUUGGUAAGAUGAAAGAACGAUCGGAGCUCUAUCGCCGCGCUGGUUCUGAGCGUUUACAAACGACCGAAGAAUCCAGCAUCAGUGACGAGUUGCAACAGUUGGUCAUUCACGAAACGACGAACACGAUACUCUCCAGCGAGGCACAAAGCGAAUUAAAACGAGAAGAAAGCGACAACGCGCGAAUCAAUGCCGACCUCGCCAACGCACUUUCACAAGAACGCGACUGUCAAACUCGCUUGACCAUUUUAGAGCGUCGUAAAAACGAACUCCUCGCUCUGAAACAGUCGCACGCGGCUGCGAAAAGCUUCAAAGAAGCCUCGGAAUGCGUCAACGAGCUCAACGCUAAAAUAUUACCCGAAUUGGAACAGUUGAACACCUUGCUCGUGCAAAAGAAAAGAACGGUCGAAAGCUUGCAACUCCAAUUCUCGGAAUCCGAAACCAAAGUCGGAUUGUGCAGAGAAAAGUUCCGCGAGGCUGAAAAAGUCUGCGCGCAGAGUCGAAAAGUACGUCUUCAAACUGAAUUGAACACCAAGAAUUCUUCCGAAGACGAGAGUGAAGUGGAGGCGUUAAAGUGCGCGUUGGAGUUGCUCGUGUUGAAGCACCCGGAAGUUUAA
Molecule: messenger RNA, 3282 nt
Organism: Bathycoccus prasinos
Lineage: Eukaryota; Viridiplantae; Chlorophyta; Mamiellophyceae; Mamiellales; Bathycoccaceae
Product: viral A-type inclusion protein
Exons: 1
Coding region: 1-3282 (1093 amino acids)
Source: RefSeq, a predicted model, not a curated record